UCAUCGCCAGCGUGAAGCCUUGAGGACGCCAUUGUUUAUUUUUUAUGGUCAAAAUCCGCUUCUCCGGCAAAGUGAAACCUAUACAUUUUGUAGUGCUGCGAGUGUGCGAGUUUUGUGCACGUGAAGUUGUUGAUCGCAGGAUCCGACCGCCGAUAUUUGCGUUGGCAGAUUCUUCGCGCACCUACCUAUCGAGUGAGAAGGAACGAGUCAAGUUCGCCAUCGCCAUGACCAUCAUGCGGUCGACAUGACGAUGUGACAUGCCCGGCAAUCAUAGGGUCUUCUCACUUCUUCUGGAUCUGCCGCUUCUUCUAGCGCAUUAAUGUCGCGUUUAUGAAUCAAAACAGCGAAGGAAAGAGACGGGAAAGAACGCCAAACUACAAUCGACAUCAACAGUAGGCUUGGGCAGAAGGAGGUUUCAAGAAUUUAACAGCAGUUUUGGCACGUUCCGGAAGAGGCGCCACACAAGAAAGCAGGCCAAAACAAACUCUAAGCAACGUUCCGGUGGCCCGUAGUUGGCGUGGGAAAAUAUUUCCGUGUAUAACUAGCCUCCCAAUUGCCUAUCGCGGGGUGGCAUGACGGCUGUUUCGGAAAUAUCGGGCACCGAAUUGAUGCCGGCAUCGGCAGCUAAACAUAAUGCCAUUUUGCGUUGGAAACGGGUUACUAACCCUAGCGGGCCGCAACCGCGUCCUCGGCAUGGACAUCGGGCCGUUAAUAUCAAGGAACUGAUGGUGGUGUUUGGCGGCGGAAAUGAAGGAAUUGUGGACGAACUACAUGUUUAUAAUACGGCUACCAACCAGUGGUACGUCCCUGCAACGAAAGGUGAUGUGCCUCCGGGAUGUGCGGCGUACGGGUUCGUCGUCGAUGGAACACGUAUACUCGUGUUCGGUGGAAUGGUGGAAUAUGGGAAAUACUCGAACGAAUUGUACGAGUUGCAAGCUACAAAAUGGGAGUGGCGGAAAUUGAGGCCCAAGCCACCGGAGUCCGGCCCUCCACCCUGCCGUCGCCUUGGCCACAGUUUCACACUGGUUGGGGACAAAAUUUAUCUUUUUGGUGGUCUAGCAAAUGAAAGUGACGAUCCAAAGAAUAAUAUCCCCAAGUAUUUAAACGAUCUGUACAUUCUGGAGAUCAAAAACAAUUUAUUACAGUGGGAGAUACCUACAACCUUCGGCGAGAGCCCACCGCCCCGUGAAUCGCACACGGCCGUGUCGUGGUAUGAUAAGAAACAGAAGAAAUACUGGCUUGUGAUUUACGGUGGCAUGUCCGGAUGUCGAUUGGGUGAUCUUUGGCUGCUCGACACCGACAAUAUGUCCUGGACAAGGCCACGUACACUCGGUCCACUACCUUUGCCGCGAUCCCUACACAGUUCGACACUGAUUGGAAAUCGAAUGUACGUAUUCGGUGGCUGGGUCCCAUUGAUGAUGGAUGAGGUAAAAAUUGAGAAACAUGAAAAGGAAUGGAAAUGCACCAACACUCUCGCAUGUCUGAAUCUCGAAACGUUGACCUGGGAAGAGCUAGAUCUGGAUACAGAGGAAGACAACAUGCCAAGGGCACGCGCCGGACACUGUGCCGUUGGUAUACAUACACGAUUGUAUAUCUGGUCAGGACGUGACGGUUACAGAAAGGCCUGGAACAACCAGGUCAGGGUAUGCUGCAAGGAUUUAUGGUAUCUCGAGGUGGAACGUCCGGCUGCUGCCUCACGUGUGCAGCUAGUGCGCGCUUCGACUCAUUCACUCGAACUAUGUUGGAGUUCUGUGCCAUCUGCCUCACAUUACAUACUAGAAGUACAGAAGGUAGCGACACCACCUCCACUACCAGCACUACCGGCUCCAGUGACACCAGCUUCACAGACUACUUUAGUUGCACCGGCUUUAUCGGGCACCAUCGGAUCUCCAGCUUCGAACAAUACCGGAAACAUGUCGCCGGCACAGAUUAGUAACAGUUUCAAUACACUGCCUGUGUCUGGAGAACAACCACUACAGCAGCCAACGAUUAAACAACUGCCGGGACGUGUGACUGGAUCAGUUGUAAGCAACGUGCAAUCACCCAUUCUGACACCGCCAACAAUACAGCCGACGCAAUCUGCAACACCUGGCCUACAAUCACCAUCGGGCGGGGGUCUUGCGAUGGUUAGCUCAUCUUCUGUGCAUACUGUCACCUCACCGGUGCAGCGCAUCGUUACAAAAGUUCAGCCAGCGAAGCAACUGACCACACAAAAGGUGCUGACGUCUGCUGGUACUUCACAGAUUUUGCAGCAACAACCGCUGCAGAUAGUCACGCAGGUUUCAUCGCAGGGUCAAACCCUGCAGUCUGCUGUGGCCCAAGCCGCUACGGUGGCUGCCGCGGGUCAAACUCAAACGAUCCGUGUCGUAGCAACAGGAGGAGGAGCAGGUACAACAACGGCCAUUUCCGGUACUCAUCAACUUACUGCUGGUACCACUGGUACGCCGAUUCGAGUACUCUCAUCGACUGGUCAGCAACUACGAAUUGGCACAGCCGGGAAUGCAACGCUGCAGCCCGGUUCCACAGCAACCGCCGUGUUAAGGUCCGCGAGCGGGCAGAACAUUGUUUCGGGCGCUCAGUUGCAAACUGUCCAGCAGCGCAUUAUCAGUGGGACAACAGUAGCUGGUCACACUACUACAACAGCUACUAUCGGUGGAAAGCAGAUCAUUCUUCAGAAACCGAUGACUAUCGUUAGUGGAGCGACAGCCGGAACAACGGCCGCUUCGAUAAGCAGUGCCACGGGCGGCACUGCUGGAGGUCAAAUUCUAACACUUGUCAAGACAAGCCAGGGUAUGACCAUGCAAACAAUGCCGAAGAUGAGUGUAAUGCAGCAAAAGACACUAACUUCAACAGUGUCGCCAUCAACUGGUGCUAUCAAUCAGCCUCAACAGCAGCAAAUUAUAACAUCGAGCCUGGCUGGUGGCGGUGGUGGUUCUGUGCCAAAAGCUACCGUUAUAGGCGGUAACGUCGUUAAGCUUAUGUCGGCGGCCGGAGGAUCGGCCACCCUCGGUGGAAAGCAGAUUCUCAUGAAAAACUCCAACAUCGUGCAGGUUGGCAAAGUUGGAACAAACGCCACUGGCAAACCAACCCUCGUACUUACGAACAAAGCCGGCCAACCGAUUCGUGGCCAGCAGCAGGUGAUUGUCGUGACUACCCCGCAGGGUAUUCGAACAGUCAGCGGAGCGGUUACUGCGUCGUCGGCUGGCAGCAACUUCGUAACACUGUCGUCCUCGCAGGUUAUUAAUACGAUAAGUUCGGCUCGUGCUACACCAUCGGGUAUCGUAGCGGCGGGAGCUGGAACUACGAUUCUGCAGACAGCGACCGGCGCUGGCGGAGGCAGCACUUCAACGGCCACACUUCAGGCGUCGGCCGGCGGGACUACAACCACUAUAGGCGGACAAGCGAUCAAACUACGGGCAGUUCAAGGUGGUAAACCGAUCACAUUCACAAUGCCUGUCGGAGGGCUGCAAGCCGCUGGUCAGAAGAUAACCGGCACACAAAUUAUGAUGCCGCAAAAGUUGAAUGUAGGUGGCAAGGCAGUAACGGUUCAACUUUCGUCUGGAGGACAAAAGACGGUAACUCUGGUACCUUCUGGAACUGGCGGAACCCAUGUUGGCACGACCGCCGUCGGUGGGCAUGGUGCAACGGUGGUUAACCAGCCAAAAAUUCUCAUGCUACCCUCAAAAGGCGCUACACGAAUCGUUACCCCACAGCAAUAUCAACAGAUUCAACUACAGCAACAACAGAUACAGGCUGCUCAACAGCAGCAGCAACAACAACAACAGCAACAGCAACAGCAACAACAACAACAACAAUUGCAAGAACAACAACAGCAAGUUUCCACGGACGCUGCAUUUGCAGCAUUGGCCGCAGAAGCAGGUCUUAUGGAUGGAGCCGAAACAGAAGCGAUGGAACAGAUGGAUGGAUGUUUCGAUCUUGAGAUGAUGACUGACGGUAGGGAUAGUGUUUAUCACCAUCUUGUGGAGAAUGAUCUGCCGAGCAAAAACAUGCUUAACAUGCAUGAUGCUGGCAAAGUUGAUGAAAAAAAUGAGCAGGCCAUGGAUAGUUGCAAUCUGCUGGCGAUGCCAAUCUUCGAACAGCUCGAUGGUUGCGAUGAUGGCGAUAUUUUGGGGACGCCACAGUACGUAAAGCUUGGUUUAAGAGGAGGAACCGUUACCCUGGGAACAGCAUCGGUCACCAACAACAUUUCCCCAGCUGAUGGUGAAGGUGGUAUCGCAGUGGAUGGUACAGACGAGCCUGUCUCCGAUGUGCAAGAAAUGGAAGGAAAUGAGGACGAUGGGAUUAUACAGGAACAAUUGGCCCAAGCCGAUGGGGAGGGAGCAACAGGCAAUGAGUUGCAUGAGGGAGAUAAUUUGGAGACAGUGGCAGAAGGAGCAUCAUCGGGAGCUGUUGUACCCGGAUCCGAAAGACACGAUGGCGAUAUGGUAGCAACUGCGGAACGAGUAGAAAGCAUGGAUAUGAUUGAUAGUGCCGGGAGUGCCGAGUUGGAGGAGGAGAACGAAACAAAAAACCAGCAAGAGAAAGAUGUAAAUACUCUUGAAGGAUUAUUGGAAGCCAGCGGCAGUGGACAGCAAGAACCGCAACAGAUAUCCCUCGGAGAAGAUGAGCAUAUGUUGGCACAAUCUAGAAAUGACCGAGAAGAUGCUACGGUAACCCAACAGACAUCCACACGUCUCGCGCCAACGGCUUCGGAGGCGGAAGCCGCCAGCAUUCUCACUACAAUCAAAGGCGGCGAAAUUAUAUCCCUUCAUAAUACUGACCUUCUGUCCGGUUCUACUGACAACAUUAUUCAACUGAGUUCCGGAUCAUCCGCCACCUUUUUGCAGGAUACAAAAGCAAAUGAGAAUGGGCAAACGAUCAUAUUUAAGGCAGAUGCUGCUGCUGCUGCUGCUGCUGCUGCUGCUGAAGAUGCAACAACAGUCACGCUUAGCGACGGUUCCACAUGCGUUACACGCUUGUCUUCGUCCUCGAGUGAUUUGUCCGUCCCUACGAACACGACCAUUCUGCAGUCUCUUCCUAAUGCACCCAGUAACAAUCUUAAGAUAGACGACUCAUCCACAGGCCAUCUCGAUGCGCUCGCAGAAGCCGCUGCAUCGGCUACGUCCGCACUUCCAACGGAACUAAUAAACUGUGGUGGCGCCAGUGCCAGCGUUUCUACUGGUAGUGGUAGUGGUGUGCCAAUGGGUGAUUUGCUCACUUCAACCCAAUCCUCCUCAACGCAACAGCAGCAUCACAUCUCAUCGAUAAAGUUUGCAGAUGGCAGCACAAAACAAUAUACGAUGAGCGGACCCAUUAUGGGCACAUCGUCCGUUGGAAUCAACAACGGAACGAGUAUUAGCAAUAACGCUUCAUCAGCUGCCAAAAGCCAAGGAUCAGGGCUAAUCAGUGUUACUAACCCGGGAAAUAAUGUUCUUGCAGGUGCUAAAAUUGAUAUCCCUACAGCCGGUCGUACUGUUGGCAAACCGAAGGAGGAAAAAGAAGAUAAGUUCAGCAAACCAAAAGACGAUGCGGACGCCUGGCAUACUGUUGCCAUAUUAAAGACACUGAACCUCAACGUUUCCAACUACGUCGAUUUGAAUGAAUGGGACUGUGCGGUAGAUGGGAAAAGCCUGACCGCGGACAAUUUACCAGACUUGACAAAUAUGAAGCGGAUACCACUGGAAUCGGGUUGUGCCUAUAAAUUUCGCGUUGCGGCGAUCAACAGCUGUGGACGAGGCGAAUGGAGUGACGUAUCACCCUUCAAGACAUGCCUUCCUGGUUUUCCGGGGGCGCCGUCUGCCAUAAAGAUUUCAAAAUCACCCGAAGGAGCUCACCUUUCCUGGGAACCACCGCCUUCGACGACUGGUGACAUACUUGAGUACUCCGUUUACCUGGCAGUCAAAUCACAGAGCACAUCCAAAGACAAAGCGGCUUCAUCCCCGGCACAGCUGGCAUUUGUUCGUGUCUACUGUGGCUCUAACAACCAGUGUACGGUCGCGAAUCAAGCUCUGCAGACGGCACACGUUGACUUCACUUCGAAGCCGGCCAUUAUUUUCCGUAUUGCAGCACGGAAUGAUAAGGGAUAUGGGCCAGCAACGCAGGUCAGAUGGCUCCAAGAUCCGCAGUCAACUAAAAUACCACCACCAGCAGGCAGUAGCUCGGGUGGAGGACUAACUGGAGGAGUCAGUGGCAAGCGUGUGAUCGACAAGUCAGUGGUAGGGGCAGCGAACAAACGUGCAAAGCUCGGUGCUUCCUCAUCAACAGCUCUAUAAUCGAUGAAACAGCUGUCAUCGUGCUUAUACAGGCGGAUGAUGAAAAGUCGGUUGUAGAUUGUGAAAAUUAAAAAAAAAACAAUAUAUGAUUCAUUAGUAUAUUUCGUUGUGUAGGUAUAGAGUUUAAAUCAUAAACAUAAAAAUAACAUUUUCGUACGUAUGUGCAGCGCAACAACCUUGCAACCUUGCAUACAGCGCGCUAUCGUUUUAUGUGGCAUCGUGCGUAGAAUACGUAGUUACGAAUGAUCAUUUGAAUACUGUAACAAGUAUCUGUCGUUGGUGACGCUCUUGUAAAUUAUCCGGAAAAAAGCAAAUACUUUUUAAACGUUUUAUUAUUUACACUAUGCGUAUGAUAAUCCAGUUUUGGGCUUUUCUUUGAUUUGCUUAAAAAGAAAUAUUAACCUGUUCGAAGAAAAUUGUACAAAAGUUUUCAAUUUAUUUUUUACGCUAUUGCUUUGACUAGGAUGACGCCAACAGUUCUAUGUACGAUCGAUAUUGAUUUAGAUAUACUAGUUGUAUUCGUUCAGCACUGACAUUGCAAAAAAAAAACGGUACUGUCAUUAUGGUUUUAACAAUAAGUUGUCAUCUAAAGGUUCGCAAACUUUUGGUUGAUAAAUUGGUAUUCAGCAUACUGCUUAGUGAGUCAUAGCUACCAACUAAAUAGUCAAAGCGAGAGAGCUCCGUUAAUGAUAUAGGAAUAGGAAUGGGCAGAACAGAGAAACAAGAUUCAAAUGUAUAUUUAGAGUAAGCAUGAGCAAAACAAAGUACCAAGACGAUAAUAUUGAUCCGUAUGUUAAUGAUGCGAUUCGAGGGCGCCGUGAUGAUUUCAGCUGGAUGAUUAUUUUUUCUUUUUCAUAAAGUAAGUAGCACGGGUAGUAAAGUUAUAAACAAUUGAUUGAUCGAAUUGAUCUGGGAUUGGACUGCACACCCAUUUCAUCCAUACGUGUGCUCACAUAAAUAGCGCAUUAUCGUAGUAGGGGCUGGAAGGAUUUAGCAAAUUCAAUAAACAACUUAUGGAGUAACAUA
Anopheles darlingi is the source of this 7298-nucleotide messenger RNA. RefSeq names its product host cell factor (gene Hcf). The record is from RefSeq and is a predicted model, not a curated record. Gene Ontology annotation, cellular component: histone methyltransferase complex. Lineage: Eukaryota; Metazoa; Arthropoda; Insecta; Diptera; Culicidae. Gene Ontology annotation, biological process: regulation of DNA-templated transcription; chromatin remodeling. Gene Ontology annotation, molecular function: protein binding; transcription coactivator activity. The transcript is spliced from 10 exons. The coding region runs from base 573 to 6272 and encodes 1899 amino acids.